Molecule: messenger RNA, 738 nt
Organism: Protomyces lactucae-debilis
Lineage: Eukaryota; Fungi; Ascomycota; Taphrinomycetes; Taphrinales; Protomycetaceae
Exons: 1
Source: RefSeq, a predicted model, not a curated record
UUUACUCUCAAGGCCCAUCUUACCAUCGUGACUGGGGAUAUGCCAGCUAUUGCCAAGAUGAUGCAAUUCAAAGGCGCGAAUGGGCGAAGUCCCUGCCGUCUUUGCCGAAUUCAAGCGGAUCAGACGGCUGCGAGUAGACACAUGUACUUUCCCCUCAAAGAGCGCCAAUUUGUCAAAGCACGAUUCGCAACUAUCGACCACUCACGCCAAAUUGCAUUGAGGCGCGAUGUACGCAAGGAAAUUGAUCUUGUCAACUCCGCACGCGAUGAUCAGACUGAGAAGGACCAUGGUAUCAAGGGCAGAUCUGUUUUUCUCGCUUUACCAACAGUACAUUUCUCUGACUCCUUUGGCUUGGAUGUGAUGCAUCUUUUCUCCAAUCAAGCCAGACACAUGUGGUCUCUUUGGUUGAAAUCAGAACUGUUGUCAAGGUCAGACGCUGAGCAGAUCGGCAGAGAGAUGGCCAAUGCAGGCUCUUCAGUGCCUGUGGCGGUUGCUCGCAAGCCGCGAGAUAUUUCUGCCCACUUUCGGAGUUUCAAAGCAUCCCAAUGGUAUGAUUUCAUUCUGAUAUGGAGUCCCAUUCUCCUGAACGGCAGACUACCACAAUUUCUUCUUGAUGGCUGGCUUGUUUUUGUUGAAGCUGUGCGCCGGUCUCUCAAAGUUCGGCUCCAACAGUCGCAGAUUGAUGAAAUUGAAGAGCUCUUUCGCCAAUAUGUGGAGCAUGUCGAGGUAGAGUACCUC